This is a messenger RNA of Melitaea cinxia (Glanville fritillary), 930 nucleotides long. Its product is annotated as sodium/potassium-transporting ATPase subunit beta-2-like. Gene Ontology annotation, biological process: sodium ion export across plasma membrane; intracellular sodium ion homeostasis; potassium ion import across plasma membrane. NCBI's taxonomy places the organism in Eukaryota, Metazoa, Arthropoda, Insecta, Lepidoptera, Nymphalidae. Gene Ontology annotation, cellular component: sodium:potassium-exchanging ATPase complex. The record is from RefSeq and is a predicted model, not a curated record. Gene Ontology annotation, molecular function: ATPase activator activity. Bases 1 to 930 code for a protein of 309 amino acids. The transcript has a single exon.
AUGUUUAAAAGAAAGGACAAAAGAACUCAGAACAAACACCCUUCUUUACCCGUCCCUGGAACAUCGAGAGACCCAGGUACCAUUGGAACAAGUGAAUAUGACCCCAACGUACCUAGAGUAUCAUGGAGAAAACGCUGUUGCAACUAUGUAUAUGACAGAGAAAGAAAAUUAUUCUGUGGCAGAACUUGUAAAAGCUGGUUGUACAUUAUUCUCUAUUCCAUUAUGUAUCUCGUCUUUUUGAGCACGUACACAAUGAUAUUCCUCUUUGGUUCCUUAUCAGUGAUUAAAAUUCUCGAUGACUAUCAAACUAUUGACAAAGUUGAACUCCUAACUUACUCGACCAAUGGUAUUGGUCUAACAGCCACUCCGACCGCAUUAAAUAACUACCCAAUUAUUUGGUACAGGAACGAUCCUAAAGAUUACGCAAAAUAUGUGAAUGAACUGGAAAAUUUAUUUAGUAAACGAAGAAAAAGAGAAACUAAGAAUAGUACAAACUUGGGUUCAUGUAGUUCAUCACCAUUUGGUUAUGGAACCAGUCCUUGUAUUGUCAUAAGAAUAAAUAAACAGCUAAACUGGUCAGCGAAACCGUUAGAAGAAGAUAAGGCACAUAAAAUAAACGCCCCAUUAAAGGUAAAGAAAUGGAUAAAGAUGGGUCAAAAGUUAUGGUUAUACUGUGAAGGGAUACAUUCCUAUGAUAAGGAACAUUUGGGGAUAAUCACAUACUAUCCUGACCCUCCAGGAUUUGACCCAAAGUUAUUUCCUUUGAACGAGCAUGCGGAUUCCCCUUUGGUGGCUGUGCAAAUUUCUAAUUUCACAAUAGGCAUAUCACUUGCCAUUAAAUGUAGCCUGUGGUACAAUGAAGGAGUAUCCACAAUUGAAUACAUGUUGUAUGUUACACCUAAGAAAAUGAGAAAUUUACGAGAUAUGUAG